Molecule: messenger RNA, 732 nt
Organism: Talaromyces amestolkiae
Lineage: Eukaryota; Fungi; Ascomycota; Eurotiomycetes; Eurotiales; Trichocomaceae
Exons: 2
Coding region: 1-732 (243 amino acids)
Source: RefSeq, a predicted model, not a curated record
AUGAAGGUCAAUUACGGCAUCGGUCUAUCCUUGGCCUUUGGCGCAUUGACAAACGCUGCGACUGAUAAGCCCAUAAUUGCGAGCUCGUCGCCACCACUAUUAGUAGUCACCAUUCCGUGCAAUACUACCACGUCGCCGGAAACGACGACUGUCUGCCAUGAGUGCCAUCAAUCAACUGCGCCGCCAUUCGGCAAUUCUUCUGCACCAGCGACUCCGACAGUAGCGCCACCAGGCACCGCGCCAGGAACAACAACGGCACUCUGUAUCGAAUGCCCUCAGUCUACUGCAUCCUCAAUAGUUCCUCCAUUCACCAUCACUACGACAACGUUUGUAACAGUGCCUUGCGUUACUGCUGUAAGUGUGCUAUCUCAGCCUGUCGCUCCAUUAAACACUUCGCCUACAAGUGUCGUUCCUCUGCAGAGCACGGGACCUCCAGCUCCUGCAAUUCCGUCCGGGCCUCUUGUUCCGUCUAAGGCUGUGCCAAUGCCGGGGGGCGGAGCGUCUGGUGCUUCAAGUUCUACAGUCGCAUCUCCGCCAUCGCCUUCUGCUCCAGCACCGCCUGUCGCAUCGUCACGGCCUGCGGUACCUGCCAGUCCCCCUUCUCCAGCACCAGCACCGAGUCCGAGUGGUCCACCUCGACCUCCGGCUUUCACUGGUGCUGGACCCGCUCUUUCCGCGAACCCUGGCGGUACCAUGAUGGCUAUCAUUGUCGCAGCUCUUGCUAUUUUCUAG